This is a messenger RNA of Paramacrobiotus metropolitanus, 933 nucleotides long. RefSeq lists its product as uncharacterized. The coding region runs from base 269 to 715 and encodes 148 amino acids. The transcript has 2 exons. The record is from RefSeq and is a predicted model, not a curated record. NCBI's taxonomy places the organism in Eukaryota, Metazoa, Tardigrada, Eutardigrada, Parachela, Macrobiotidae.
CGUAAAAUGUGCACUUUGUGCAUUUUUACCUUUGUAUGUCAAAUCAGCGCAACCGAUGUAAUCCGUUAACAGUUUUCAGAAAACAACACGUCCUGCGCGACAACAUUCUUCACACAGCUCUUAUCAUUUUAAGCGAUAAAGUGAAGUGAGACGACACUGUGAAACACAGCACCAUAUUAUCAUUAUUUUUUAUACCCCGGAACUCAGCGUUCACUUUGCGUAAAGUUUAAGUUAUUUUUCUAAGGAUUGAAGUACCAAAUCGAAGAAAAUGAAACCUGUUGUAUUUAUCGGCAUCUGUCUCGCCUUGUCCACGUCAUGGAUUGCCAGUGAAGCCGCGCUUGGAUGCCCCAACGGACAACCCAUGUUCAACUGUUUCGUGCAACCUUGCCGAUUUGCUUCCUGUCCAGCUCACCCCAGUGCCAAAUGCAGCGAUGACUACUGCGGAGGCUGCAAAGCGCGCUUUUAUGUCGGCACCCGCGAAGUAACGUCGACAUGCGCAAGCACUGCUAUUACUAGUACUCGCAGUCGCCGCAACACACAGGAUUGCCCCAUGAUCAAAUGCCCGGCUGAUCAAGUGGUGAAAUGUAAAGUGGAGCCUUGCCGCGGUAAAACCUGCCCCAAUCGUCCCAAUGCCCGCUGCUGCAACAGCUACUGCGGAGGAUGCCGCUGGUCGUUCCACGAAAACUAUCAAGAUGUCACCUCGCAGUGUCGAUAAGACAAACAUUAUGACGCCAAAUGUUGCACCUACUUGUGGUAACGUUUACACAUUUUGUCAUCGUUGAAGGGUAUGGCAACAAUAACAUUAAUCUGCUUUCUUCCUGCACGAUGCAAUAGUUUUUAGAGUUACUGUUUUUUCUAGCAGCUUGGUUCAAAUGCAUAAUUGUAGCAGGUACAUUUAGUGAAAAUUAGCUGCCAUUGAAUUUUGUGAUGUAA